UGUUUAAACAAUUCUGUUCUCGAACCAUAACAUCAUAGUAGUAUGUCAUCAAACUGCUAGUGAGCGAUAUUGACAGAUACUCUGAUGAGCGAAUUCCGCGAGAAAAUGUCCAAAGACAGUUUAAUUGAAUUAUUGAACCAAUCCAUCGACUCUACUGAAGGGUCAGUUGUGAAUUUUAAAACUCUACACCUUUUGCUGUACAAUUUAGUAAACCGACAUGGUGCCGAGAGGGAGACAGAGGACGGGAGAGAAGCGGACGUUAGAAGAGAUGUCACCGAGAGACUCUCAGACUCGGAUACGAGCGAACAAUUGGAGGACAGCAAGGAAGGAGUGUCUAAGGUAAUUUCAAGUACAAGUCUCAUGCAAGACUUGGUAAAACAGAUUCAGGAGCUCAAGGGGGAGGCAGACAACCUGAAGGAAGAAGUGGGGAUACUUCGAGAUCAGCUUAAUCAGGAACUGAAAGACAACAUCACUAGCCCUGGGUUCUCAGAUACAAGUAGAGAGGUCUUUCCGACCAAAAAAGAUCAAAUACAGGAGAUGGACAAGAGCCUGGAUGUUCGUUUGGAGCACCUGGAAGGAUUAUUUGAGGAAUUUUCCAAGUCUUUGAUGACAGCAAGCCAAGGCAGUGAUGGUAUCAGUGGAUCAGAGCAACAGCUUUAUUUGCAAACAGCUGACCUCAGGAAUUCAUUUCACAAGCUGGAUAAGGAGAUGCAAAAUGUGAAGCAAGAAUUGCUGGUGCUUAUAAUGGAACAGAAGAGAAGCUCAGAGAAUGAAAUACAGGAUAAGGAACUGAAAGACAGCAUCAUUGGCCCUGGGUUUUCAGAUACAAGUAGAGAGGUUAAUAGCAAAGAUCAACUACAGGAGAUCAUAAAGUGCCUGGUGGCUCGUGUGGAGCACCUGGAAGGAGUAUUUGAGGAGUUUUCCAAGUCUUUGAUGACAGCAAGCCAAGGCAGUGAUGGUAUCAGUGGAUCAGAGCAACAGCUUUACUUGCAAACAGCUGACCUCAGGAAUUCAUUUCACAAGCUGGAUAAGGAGAUGCAAAAUGUGAAGCAAGAAUUGCUGGUGCUUAUAAAGGAACAGAAGAGAAGCUCAGAGAAGGAAAUACAGGAUAAGGAACUGAAAGACAGCAUCAUUACCACUGGGUUCUCAGUUACAAGUCGAGAGGUUAAUGUCUUUGUGAUCAACGAGUUGGAGGCUCGUGUGGAGCACCUGGAAGGGGUAUUUGAGGUGUUUUCCAAGUCUUUGAUGACAGCAAGCCAAGGCAGUGAUGGUAUCAGUGGAUCAGAACAACAGCUUUAUUUGCAAACAGCUAACCUCAGGAAUUCAUUUCAGAGGCUGGAUAAGAAGGUGGAAAAUUUGAAGCAAGAACUGCUGCUGCUUAUAAAGGAACAGAAGAGAAGCUCAGAGAAGGAAAUACAGGAUAAGGAACUGAAAGACAGCAUCAUUGGCCCUGGGUUCUCAGAUACAAGUCAAGAGGUAAAUGUCUUUCAGACCAACAAAGAUCAACUACAGGAGAUGGAAAAGCGCCUGGUGGCUCGUGUGGAGCACCUGGAAGGAGUAUUUGAGGAGUUUUCCAAGUCUUUGGUGACAGCAAGCCAAGGCAGUGAUGGUAUCAGUGGAUCAGAGCAACAGCUUUAUUUGCAAACAGCUGACCUCAGGAAUUCAUUUCACAAGCUGGAUAAGGAGAUGCAAAAUGUGAAGCAAGAAUUGCUGGUGCUUAUAAAGGAACAGAAGAGAAGCUCAGAGAAGGAAAUACAGGAUAAGGAACUGAAAGACAGCAUCAUGGGCCUUGGGUUCUCUGAUACAAGUAAUCAACUACAGGAGAUGGACAAGCGCCUGGAGGCUCGUGUGGAGCCCUUGGAAGGAGAAAGAGAAUAUAUACUGAGCCCAGGGAGUGUGUCAGAGAGUUCAGGAGAAAUUGAGGAGCUUUCCAAGUCUAAGGUGACAGCCAGCCGUGGCAGUGAGAGUAUAAGUGGUUCAGAGCAACAGCUUCAUCUGCAAACAGCUGACCUCAGGAAUUCAUUUCAGAAGCUGGAUGAGGAGAUGCAAAAUGUGAAACAGAAACUGCAGGAACAGAAAGAAAUCACAGAGAAGGAAAUGCAGGAUAAGCUGGACAGUCUUCACUCCAUACAGGAUAACAUGAGCCUGAAGACCAAUGAACUCUUCCAGUUCUUUGAGAAUCUGCAGAGCAUCGUUACUGGUCUAAUCAAUGACAUAGCCACAGAGAAGGCCAGAGAUGUGCAUGGGACUGUCCUGCAACUCCAGGCUGAGUGUGAGAAGCUUUACAGUACAACCAACCAGCUAAUGAAGGAACAGGAGCAGGAACAAAGUCACACUAAAGACCUGUACAAGAUUACUAAGGAGCUGGAGGAGAAGAAGGCAGACAAGGAUGAAGUAAAAAUUGUAGAAGACUUUAAAGCAGAAAUGCAGACACUGGAGGCCAAGGUCCUCCUGUGUGAUACAGCAGCAGACCAGCUGAACAGGAUGAUUCAGGAUAUAGCCAGCAACAUCUGUGAACAUGAGGAGAAUUCUCAAAGGGUUAAUGAAAAGAUCUUCAGUGAACUGGAUUGCAAGUUAAACUACACUGAGCUGGAUGGUGUGAAAAGGCAGCUAGAGGAAUGCAAGAUGAAGAUUUUCCAGCUAGACACCCAAACCACAGAAUCUUAUGAUGCUGCUGUUAUCAGGAAACAUUGUUUGUCAAAGUUCAAAUGCCUCUCCUGCGAUCGUCCUGUCAACAUGAGCAAUCCUAGACCAUCCAUGUUGGUAAUGCCUGAGCCACCAGGUUUGCCCCGUGCAAAGCACCACAUUAAAACAAGAUUGAGGCAGUGGACUAUCUUGGACCAGUCAGAGAAAUCACCUACAUCAAGGAGCAUAGAAAAAACCAGAGAGACAGACAGGUGUGGUUUUGAAGUCAACAAGAAGUAUCAAGACACCAGUUACGUAAAGGCUGCAGACGUGAGAGUGACUUUCCCCCCAGCAACAGAAGGCUGCUACAAAAACAAGAGCAAGGUCAGUCAGUUGCUGACAUCUAGUGGUAGAAAGCCUAGGCGGCAGCUGCUAUUACGAGACCAGGGUCCCAACAAAGAGAUGAUUUGCACUGGUUUAGGCUGUUUAGAGAACAACAGGCAAUGGUACCCAGAGGACAGUUUUCCACCGAUCCCACGGUCUUGACAGAUGCUUUCAGCCUAGAAAAUAUGAUGGCAUCUCUCCUUAAAUAAUGGCAGCAUACACAUGGCAACACCUAUGAUAAUGGUAUGUUCGUUAAUGUCAGCUGCUGUUCUGUUUUACCCUUUAUAUUGUCAGGGGCCUGUGGUUUGCCUGGACCAAAUGCACAGGCACAGGUGACUGACAGGCACUAACAUAGUGCAAGCCAUGACCUUGCCAUCUUGGGGCCAAUAAUAAGAUUUCAUAGCCUUGCUUAUGAAUUCUGUUAAUUUUGGGCAGAAUCAGUAGUAAUGGUUGUGGCUUCUCAGAGCCUUGAUAGGCUGAACACAGACACACAAGCAGGCAUGGUGGCUUUAACAGAAAAGCAGUUUAUUCUCAGUGCAAUUAAUGAAGAAUUUAGUCAUUUCAAUGAGAAAAUAUAUCACACUAGCUAAAGUGAACACCACCAUGCCUGUGUGCGGUUUAGCUGUCAGGCCAGCUAAAUCAUUCAUAAAAACUGAUAAAAUCCUUGUAGUAAGGCUAGUGAAAUUUGUUGCAACCAGCAUUGUGUGCAUUCAUGCUGUAGUUUGCACUUCACUAGCUAAUAUUACUCGGGCUGCAACCAUUUUUUAAGGUGGUCAUAGGUUAGAGCCUGUCAGUAAUCUGUGUAAGCAUAGGUAGUGCCAGAGAGGGGCUAGCAGGUGCUUCAGCAUCCCCAAGAAAGAACAAAGCUCUCCCAUAGCACCCCCAAACAUUUUUAAAGCAAUAAUGUAAGGACUGAGUUCUAAUUAAUAAUUUUGUUAAUCAUUUAAAGGAACAAAUAAAAUAAAGUAAAAACAUUUACUUAUUACACUUGCAUAACGUUACAUGAGUUGCAGCUUCGCUGGCUUAGGCAUACUAUCAUUACAUUACAUUUUAAAAAUGGAGUGAUUUCUUGUGCCAAAUAAGUUACCUUGUAAUUCUAAUUCAGAUUUCACUUCCAGUGAAUAUAAACAUACCUCAGCCUGCGGUACAUAAUGGUUCAGAUGUUGAUUGUUCGAACACUCAAUCUGCAUGAACACAACAAUCUGUCGAAGAUUUUCCCAUGGUUGCAGAGAGAGCAAUUUAAAAUUUCAAAAAAUUUCUAAAUUAUCUGGUGCCGCCCCUAUGUGUAAGUACAUACUUGCCUUGCAGCCCCUGCUGAGGCAGAGAGUAAACAUGCCACCUCAUCUGCCAGGUCAUUGGAAAACCUAAACUUCUGGCAGAUGUAGCAGCAGACCUAGCAUCCUCUCACUCAGCAAACAAUGAACAUGAAGGGACGAAUCAAUCCACAAAACAGGUUGAAAGAUGAGUGUGCUUCUGGAAGGGAAAACUCGAUAGGUUUUGAUGGCACUCGGACACCAGCUUUGGACCUCUGGAUACUUCAUUUUGUAGAAAGGAUUCAGAAUGCACACCUGAAAGCAUCCAUGAUAUUUGUACCACCUGUGGCUUUUAGGAUGGGUGAAAUAGAACAUUACAUGCUGUAUUAUAUUAAAAAAAUAAUUAUUUAAAUAUAAUUAUUUAAAUGUAUCAUUAUCAUGAACUGUUGCACAAUGUGAUAACUUGCUCAAUAAAUAUAUACAAUAAUCAUGCAA
This is a messenger RNA of Tachysurus fulvidraco (yellow catfish), 4757 nucleotides long. Its product is annotated as kinectin-like. The coding region runs from base 85 to 3171 and encodes 1028 amino acids. The record is from RefSeq and is a predicted model, not a curated record. Lineage: Eukaryota; Metazoa; Chordata; Actinopteri; Siluriformes; Bagridae. The transcript has 26 exons.